This is a messenger RNA of Zophobas morio, 1824 nucleotides long. RefSeq names its product cytochrome P450 9e2-like. The record is from RefSeq and is a predicted model, not a curated record. Gene Ontology annotation, molecular function: iron ion binding; oxidoreductase activity, acting on paired donors, with incorporation or reduction of molecular oxygen; monooxygenase activity. The transcript has 7 exons. NCBI's taxonomy places the organism in Eukaryota, Metazoa, Arthropoda, Insecta, Coleoptera, Tenebrionidae. Bases 236 to 1750 code for a protein of 504 amino acids.
ACAUUUCACGCGCUGGGAAUUCCUUUAUCGGUCAGAUAGCGAAUAAAACAGGAGAACUUUAAAUGUGUUACAAACCCGAGAAAGUUUAAGGUGUUGCUGUCCCUAUUUUCGACAAAAGAUGGAAAACCAACUUUUUUACAGAUAAAAACUAUUUGGACGAUAUCAAUCAUUGCCGCUCCGUUGACGUUACAACAACCUUGAGCUACUGGCUUUCCGAUUUACAGAUUUCGCCAAAAUGUGGUGGUUCCUAAUAAUCAUGACGGUGGCUGCAACCAUCAUAUUUAUCAGACUCAAGCAAAAAAACAAAUACUGGAUUAGAAAAGGAGUCAAACAAGGUUCGCCUGUACCUUUGUUUGGGGACAAAUGGAGAGCAAUUGCACACAAUCAGUCUUUGGCAGAUAUGGUUCAAAAAAUUUAUAACGUUGGUGAGGAUGAUAGAUAUUGCGGUGCUUACGAUUUCAUGUCCCCUGCUCUCGUGCUUAAAGAUCCUGAUCUGAUCAAAAAUAUUUUGGUCAAAGAUUUUGACCACUUUGUAGAUCAUAAAAGAGUCAUACCUGAGGGAAGCGAUCCGAUUUGGGACAGAAACCUAUUUUUCUUAACCGGCCAAAAAUGGCGCGACAUGCGAUCUGCGCUUAGCCCCGUUUUUACAGGAUCAAAAAUGAGACAUAUGUUUGUGUUAAUAACUAAAAGUGCGGAACAAUUUGUUGAACACUUUGUGAAACAAAAUAAACAAGUUCAUGCAAUAGAAUUGAAAGACACUUUUGCCAGAUUAACGAACGAUAUUAUUGCGACCACAGUUUUUGGCUUUCAAAGUGAUUCAUUGGAAGAUCGUGAUAGUAAAUUUUAUGAGAUGGCAAAAAGAAUUACUGAUUUUACUGGUUUUUGGCAAGGAAUUAAACUACUAGGAUUUUUUAUUUUUCCAAAACUAUAUAAAACACUCAACAUAAAAAUUUUGUCAGAGCAAAUAUCCAAUUUUUUCUACCGCAUAGUUAAGGAAAACAUAAAGACCAGAACAGAGCAGAACAUAAAUAGACCAGAUAUGAUAAGUUUACUGAUGGAAGCUAGAGAAAAUCAUAAACUAAUCCACGGUGUUAAAAUUACCGAUGAAGAUAUUACCGCACAAGCACUUGUCUUCUUCUUUGCUGGUUUUGAUUCCGUAUCCUCUUUAAUGUGUUUUAUGUCAUACGAGUUAGCUACAAAUCCAGACAUACAGGAACGUCUGAUACAAGAAAUUGAUAAAACGUCUGAACUGUGUGAUCGUAAAUUAGAUUAUGAGGCUGUCAAAAGCAUGAAAUAUUUAGACAUGGUGGUAUCAGAAGCUCUAAGGAAGUGGCCAAUAACUCCUUUUGUAAAUAGGAUUUGUACUAUUCCUUACACAAUCGAACCCAAACGCCCUAAUGAACAACCCAUUCACUUGGAAAAAGAUGCUAUUGUAUUUUUACCAAUUUAUGGUCUUCAUCAUGAUCCUAAACAUUUUCCUAAUCCUGAUCGUUUUGAUCCUGAACGAUUCAGUGAAGAAAACAAACCCAAUAUAACACCCUAUACUUACGUACCAUUUGGAGCAGGUCCACGAAAGUGUAUUGGUUACAGAUUUGCUCUUCUUGAAAUUAAAGUAUUGUUUUUUUACCUAUUGUCUAAAUUCGAAAUUGUUGUCACUGAAAGAACAGAGAUCCCUGUAAAAAUUUGUAAAAAAUCCUUAAAUAUGACUCCGGAUGGUGGACUGUGGGUUGCCCUAAAACGACGAAAUUAAGUAAUGACUAAAUUAAUGAACAUAAUUAUUUUUGUAUGUUAUAAUUAUUAUCUAAUAAAUUACUAUACAUAGUA